Phyllopteryx taeniolatus (common seadragon) is the source of this 3649-nucleotide messenger RNA. RefSeq lists its product as uncharacterized. The record is from RefSeq and is a predicted model, not a curated record. The coding region runs from base 167 to 2515 and encodes 782 amino acids. The transcript has a single exon. NCBI's taxonomy places the organism in Eukaryota, Metazoa, Chordata, Actinopteri, Syngnathiformes, Syngnathidae.
UGUGAUUAGUGGCUAUGCCCCACAGGUAGGAUGUGACCGAGAGGUGAAAGAGAAAUUGUGGGAGCUAGAUGAUGUAGUUCUAAGCAUCCCAGACAGAGAGAGAGUCGUAAUUGGUGCAGAUUGUAAUGGACAUGUUGGUGAAGGUAAUAAGGGUGAUGAAGAAGUGAUGGGUAAGUACGGUAUCCAGGAAAGGAACUUGGAGGGACAGAUGGUGGUAGACUUUGCAACAAGGAUGCAAAUGGCUGUAGUGAACACUUUUUUCCAGAAGAGGCACGAACAUAGGGUGACCUACAAGAGCGGAGGUAGAAGCACACAGGUGGAUUACAUCUUGUGCAGACGAUGUAAUCUGAAGGAGGUUACCAACUGUAAGGUAGUGGUAGGGGAGAGUGUGGCUAGACAGCAUAGGAUGGUGGUGUGUAAGAUGACUCUGGUGGUGGGGAGGAAAAUUAGGAAGACAAAGGCAGAGAAGAGAACCAUGUGGUGGAAGCUGAGACAGGACGAGUGUUGUGCAGCUUUUCGGGAAGAGGUGAUACAGGCUCUCGGUGGACGGGAAGAGCUUCCAGAAGACUGGACCACUGCAGCCAAGGUGAUCAGAGAAGCAGGCAGGAGAGUACUUGGUGUAUCUUCUGGCAGGAAAGGAGAGAAGGAGACUUGGUGGUGGAACCUCACAGUACAGGAAAUCAUACAAGGAAAACGGUUAGCUAAGAAGAAGUGGGACACUGAGAGGACCGAGGAGAGGCGAAAGGAAUACAUUGAGAUGCGACACAGGGCAAAGGUAGAGGUGGCAAAGGCAAAACAAGAGGCAUAUGAUGACAUGUAUGGCAAGUUGGACACUAAAGAAGGAGAAAAGGAUCUAUACAGGCUGGCCAGACAGAGGGAUAGAGAUGGGAAGGAUGUGCAGCAGGUUAGGGUGAUUAAGGAUAGAGAUGGAAAUAUGUUGACUGGUGCCAGCAGUGUGCUAGGUAGAUGGAAAGAAUACUUCGAGGAGUUGAUGAAUGAGGAAAAUGAUAGAGAAGGGAGAGUAGAAGAGGCAAGUGUGGUGGACCGGGAAGUGGCAAUGAUUAGUAAGGGGGAAGUUAGAAAGGCAUUAAAGAGAAUGAAAAAUGGAAAGGCAGUUGGUCCUGAUGACAUUCCUGUGGAGGUAUGGAAGCAUCUAGGAGAGGUGGCUGUGGAGUUUUUGACCAGCUUGUUCAAUAGAAUUCUAGUGCGUGAGAAGAUGCCUGAGGAAUGGAGGAAAAGUGUACUGGUGCCCAUUUUUAAGAACAAGGGUGAUGUGCAGAGCUGUGGCAACUAUAGAGGAAUAAAGUUGAUGAGCCACACAAUGAAGUUAUGGGAAAGAGUAGUGGAGGCUCGACUCAGGACAGAAGUGAGUAUUUGCGAGCAACAGUAUGGUUUCAUGCCUAGAAAGAGUACCACAGAUGCAUUAUUUGCCUUGAGGAUGUUGAUGGAAAAGUACAGAGAAGGUCAGAAGGAGCUACAUUGUGUCUUUGUAGAUCUAGAGAAAGCCUAUGACAGAGUACCCAGAGAGGAACUGUGGUACUGCAUGCGGAAGUCUGGAGUGGCAGAGAAGUAUGUUAGAAUAAUACAGGACAUGUACGAGGGCAGCAGAACAGCGGUGAGGUGUGCUGUCGGUGUGACAGAAGAAUUUAAGGUGGACGUGGGACUGCAUCAGGGAUCAGCCCUGAGCCCCUUCCUUUUUGCAGUGGUGAUGGAUAGGCUGACAGAUGAGGUUAGACUGGAAUCCCCGUGGACCAUGAUGUUUGCAGAUGACAUUGUGAUCUGCAGUGAAAGCAGGGAGCAGCUGGAGGAACAGUUAGAAAGAUGGAGGCAUGCACUGGAAAGAAGAGGAAUGAAGAUUAGCCGAAGUAAAACAGAAUAUAUGUGCAUGAAUGAGAGGGGUGGUGGGGGAAGAAUGAGACUACAGGGAGAAGAGAUGGCAAGGGUAGAGGACUUUAAAUACUUGGGGUCAACCGUCCAGAGCAAUGGUGAGUGUGGUCAGGAAGUGAAGAAACGGGUCCAAGCAGGUUGGAACGGGUGGAGGAAGGUGUCAGGUGUGUUAUGUGACAGAAGAGUCUCUGCUAGGAUGAAGGGCAAAGUUUAUAAAACAGUGGUGAGGCCAGCCAUGAUGUAUGGAUUAGAGACAGUGGCACUGAAGAGAAAACAGGAAGCAGAGCUGGAGGUGGUGGAAAUGAAGAUGUUGAGGUUCGAUCUCGGAGUGACCAGGUUGGAUAAAAUUAGAAAUGAGCUCAUCAGAGGGACAGCCAAGGUUCGAUGUUUUGGAGACAAAGUUAGAGAGAGCAGACUUCAAUGGUUUGGACACGUCCAGAGGAGAGAGAGUGAGUAUAUUGGUAGAAGGAUGAUGAGGAUGGAGCUGCCAGGCAAGAGAGCUAGAGGAAGACCAAAGAGAGGGUUGAUGGAUGUCGUGAGGGAAGACAUGAUGGCAGUUGGUGUUCGAGAGGAAGAUGCAGGAGAUAGGCUCUCAUGGAAAAGGAUGACGCGCUGUGGCGACCCCUAACGGGACAAGCCGAAAGGAAAAGAAGAAGAAGAAGAAGGGUUAUAUAUGGGUGAGAUAUUUUCCCUGGUAUAGUUUGUCUGUCAUCAAACAAUAUGACACAGGGAAAAGCACAAUGUUUUGAGAGACACGGCUGCUAGAAAUAUUGCACUUCCAGUGUCAGCAGCCCAAAUGAUGCUGUUUCUUCACUCUUUGUCUUUUGUAUUCGUGCUGAAAUGAGCCACCCAAUGGAGACUUGCAAGUGGGUCAUAUAUCGAAGUUUUUUUCUCAUCACUCUCAUGAGAGGAGGACACCUGACAUCAGAUGCAUUCUUGUCUCUCAUUUCUGUGGUCAAAUAAGAUAGGACAGCACCUCAUUGAGAGAAAACCUACCCUUAGAAGUCAUUUUCAGUUGCGAGAGAGAGAGAUUGAGGAGAAAGAGAAAACAGCAUCAAGAGAAAUCAGAAUCGGACAAGCAAUGUGAACUAUCAGUAGGCCUAGUUCUUGCACUAUGUUAUGUUAGGUAAGGACCCUAAAGCUAAAAUCACAGGGCACAUAUAAACAAACAACCUUUCACACACAUGUUCACAACUAUCCACAAGUUGGAGUCUUCAAUUAUCCUACCACCCUCUCACCAUUACAUGAGUGUGGCCUGCUAUCAGCAACAAGACCAGCAGUUAAGAUGCCUCCCUUUUCCCCUGAGGACUAUCAUGGACUGCUGCAGAGGAUGUCAAUCCUGGAAACGAAAAUCCACCGUCUCGAAGUGUAUGUGGAUGUAAAUGAACAGUCGGGGAUUGAAACCACUCUACCGAUGUCUCAAAAUGGUGAGCAGAAGUGUGCUAACAGACAGCCACUUAGCUCAACAAAGAGGACAGAUGUGGACUGUGGAAACAGUAAUGGAUCAUCCAUCAGUUCUACCUGGAAUUUACUGGGAGCAAAGUCCAAAGAUAUUGGACAACAUUUAAAAGGGAGGACACAACACCAGCAAAUUACUGAGGAAUCCAGCUGACCUGCGUUGCGAGCUGCUUCAACUCCGAGUGAGUGGCUGUGACGAUCGCGACAGUGAAGGGCAAGAAAAAAAGGACGCGAGUCAAUGCAAAACAUUGACAUCAGACUUACAAAUAGAUUUGAGCCACUUUUAAAAGAUCCUGGCCUAGAA